Molecule: messenger RNA, 2683 nt
Organism: Notechis scutatus (mainland tiger snake)
Lineage: Eukaryota; Metazoa; Chordata; Lepidosauria; Squamata; Elapidae
Gene: STAMBPL1
Product: STAM binding protein like 1
Biological process (GO): protein K63-linked deubiquitination
Cellular component (GO): endosome; membrane
Molecular function (GO): metal-dependent deubiquitinase activity; K63-linked deubiquitinase activity; protein binding
Source: RefSeq, a predicted model, not a curated record
GCGGCGCCACCCCUUCGCCCCGCCAGGGGAAGAAAUGGGAGCCUCUUCUUCCUCAGCGAGACCCUGCCGGGACGGGAGGCCUCUCGCGUGAGAGGAAUCGGCGCCCGCUGUCCCCGGCGGCUUGGCACCGCCGCUCACAGGGGAGGAAGCGAGGCCAGGGUGCAGCUGCUGGGCCGGCCUCGGGCUUCUCAUUGUUGAGAGAUUGUGGCGGGGCGGCAGCCGCGAAAGGAGGCGAGCGCCAGGCGGCCAACCUCCCCGCUUCGAGGAGAAUCUAGCCACCCUGCGCAACGACGGUGGCGUCAGGAUGGCAUGAUUGGAAAGAAGAAGAAAAAAAUAAGCUGGGUUGCUGACACAACAUGGAAGAACCAUUCACUGUGAGUUCCUUGAAAAAGCUUGCAGCUUUUCCUGACCACACAGAUAUCUCCUUGAGCCCAGAGGAGCGUGUCCGUGCCUUAAGCAAGCUUGGCUGUAACAUCACAAUAAAUGAAGACAUUACACCCCGACGCUACUUCAGAUCUGGAGUGGAGAUGGAGCGCAUGGCUUCUGUCUACCUGCAAGAGGGAAAUCUUGAAAAUGCCUUCGUCCUCUACAAUAAAUUUAUAACUUUGUUUGUAGAGAAGCUGCCAUGUCACCGAGACUACCAGCAAUGUGCAGUUCCAGAGAAACAGGAUAUUAUGAAGAAAUUGAAGGAUGUAGCAUUUCCAAGGACUGAUGAAUUGAAGAAAGAGUUGUUAAAGAAAUACAAUGCAGAAUACCAGGAAUAUAUGCAAGAUAAGAACAAAGGCAAAGCUGAGUUAUUGAAGAAACUGGAGCAAGAGAAAUUAAUUGAGGCGGAAAAGAAGCGGAUUGCACAGAUCCGUCAACAGCAGCUGGAAACAGAACAGUUUCAAUUCUUUGAAGAUCAGUUAAAAAAACAAGAAAUAGCUCGUGUUCAGAAAACUAAGAAUAAUUUGGUUACAUCAGAGCCAGCUGAUGGGAACACAUUGUCGUCUGUUGCACACCUGAACAAUACUUUCCCCAAAAUAAUAGCAAACAAGAGUGAUGCCUCUGCUAGUCAAUCUCCUCCAAUCAGUCGGGCCUUAAAGCCAGCUGCUACCUUAAGUGCCGUUCAGAACCAUGCUGCUGAAGGACUGCGAAGUGUGGUUCUACCCAGUGAUCUGUGUCACAAGUUUUUGCUGCUUGCAGACGCAAACACCGCAAGAGGAAUAGAGACGUGUGGCAUUCUCUGUGGAAAACUGACUCAUAAUGAAUUCACUAUUACUCAUGUAAUCGUACCAAAACAGUCUGCAGGACCAGACUAUUGUGACAUGGAGAAUGUGGAAGAGCUAUUCGGUGUUCAGGACCAACAUGAUCUUCUCACGCUGGGAUGGAUCCAUUCCCAUCCAACCCAGACUGCGUUCUUAUCCAGUGUUGAUCUUCAUACGCAUUGUUCUUAUCAGCUGAUGCUGCCAGAGGCCAUUGCAAUUGUUUGUUCACCAAAACAUAAUGAGGUGGGAAUCUUCAGACUUACUAAUGCUGGCAUGUUGGAAGUUUCUGCUUGUAAGAAGAAGAGUUUUCACCCUCAUACCAAGGAUCCUAGGCUAUUUAAUAUCUGCAAACAUGUCAUUGAAAAAGAGAUAAAAAUAACUGUGCUGGACCUGAGGUGAUACAGAGAGAAGAAUGCCUUUGGUAAAACAUAUGGCCAAAGGAAAACAAGGCUGCCAGGUUUUCCUAGUGUUUUCCAAGUUACUGACAUUUUAUAUUUGUAUGUUCUGAAUUUAACAAUUUGAUAUUUAUUGCCCUUUUCUCAUUUUGAAGUUAUUUCAUUGUACAGUAAAAAUGAAGCUCACGGUGGCAUUCAGUCCGGGUAUGUUAUUUUAUUGGAAUAAUAUGACAAUAAAGUGAACUUGACACAAUGACAGUCUUGACCCCUUUGCAAUUUUUUUUCUCCCCCCUCCUCUGGAGUAUAUAUGAUUGUUUUCCUGCCCUAUAAGUAUUCUAAGGGGUGUCUAAGUGUGACGUGUGAAUGUUUGCAGCAUGUUUAAAAAUACACUAGCUAUAAAAUAGAAUAGGAAAUAUGGGGGGAAAAAAACAGACUCACUAACAGGAGCAAAGCAGAUUCUGCUGAGAAACACACAGAAAAACUGCUCAAAUAAUAAAGUGAACUUUGAAUGUGUGAGCUCACAAACACCAGUUCCUUCUAUUCAAUUAGCUUCAGUCCCAAACACCUGCUGCAGCAUUACUAAAGGGCCAGUGUUGCCUCCCUAUAAAUUCACUGUAGAAGCAAGAACCUCAAAAUAAUACUGAUUUUUUUCUGAGUCAAAGCAGGUAGAAGUCAGAGGGCAUGGAGAACUGAAAACUAGAUAUAACCAGAGGACUUAGGGAGGAAUGGCAAACAAUUCUACUUAUACAUAAAUUACAAUGUGUCUAAGUCUUAAAUGUAAAAAAUAGCUGCUAUCUUUAUGUGUUCUCCAGUGGAUGAUUAAAAUAAGGACAAACUUCCUUUAAUCAAGGUUCAGGUUUUUCACUAUUGAUAGACCUUUAAUGCAAAUAUCGACUAGUAUAAUGUUGAUCUGCCAUGUCUCACUCUUUUUCCAGAGGAGAAGGAAUGCUAUUUACUCCAAGUAGAGUAUGAAAAAGUUGAGAUUUAUUAAUAGAAAUUCAAAGCACCUGAAAAGCAUGUUUACAAUUCUUUCCUCCUCUG